UUAUCUCGUCCUAGUCUUUCCUAUGACUUCAACCAUUCCGUACAUAUCACUUGGGAUGUUCCUUCAGAGCUGACGCCCCUCUUUUCACUCUCUUUUACCUCACCUGUGUUAGGCGUGAGGUCUGUGUUCAUUACCUAUGCUGGAGGAAGGGGAUUUCUUAGGAAGAAACGUGCAUUUCUAAUUUCAUUUUUCGGAUUUUAGUGUAUUAAAAAGUUUGUCAAACGGGGAUUUCAGUAUAGGGGAUUAAAUUUGUUUUUUUUUCUUUAAAAAAACGGUGACACGAAAUAACGUGUGCACCACCGCCAUUUCACAAUGGAUAUCUCUUUCACGAAAACGACCGAAGAAGUGUGUGCACACUUUGGUGUAGAUGAAAACACAGGAUUAUCAGACGAACAAGUUAAAAGAAAUACAGAAAAAUAUGGACCAAACGAGCUCCCAGCUGAAGAAGGAAAGCCUCUUUGGGAGCUUAUAUUGGAACAGUUUGAUGAUCUUCUAGUUAAGAUUUUACUUCUUGCUGCUAUUAUUUCUUUUGUUUUAGCUUGGUUUGAAGAAACAGAGGAACAAGUAACAGCCUUUGUUGAACCCUUUGUCAUUCUAACUAUUUUGAUAUUAAAUGCAGUUGUGGGAGUCUGGCAGGAACGUAAUGCUGAAAGUGCCAUUGAAGCAUUGAAAGAGUAUGAGCCUGAAAUAGCUAAAGUAAUCCGUAGCAGCUCUAAGGGUGUGCAGAAAAUCCGGGCUAGCAAGCUUGUGCCUGGAGACAUUGUUGAAGUCUCAGUUGGUGAUAAAGUCCCUGCAGAUAUUCGCCUUCUCAAAAUCCAUUCCACAACAUUGAGAGUUGAUCAGGCCAUUCUUACUGGUGAAAGUGUGAGUGUUUUGAAGCACACUGAACCCAUCCCUGACACCAGGGCUGUCAAUCAAGACAAAAAGAACAUCCUCUUUUCUGGUACUAACAUUGCCACAGGAAAAUGCAGAGGAAUUGUUAUUGGAACAGGUCUAGCCACAGAAAUAGGAAAAAUUCGAAACGAAAUGAUGGAAACCGAGACAGAGAAAACCCCCCUCCAGCAGAAACUUGAUGAGUUCAGUAAUCAGCUCUCAAAGGUCAUCACCAUCAUUUGUGUUGCUGUGUGGGCCAUCAACAUUGGGCAUUUCAAUGACCCUGCUCAUGGUGGAUCCUGGAUGAAGGGAGCUAUAUAUUAUUUCAAGAUUGCUGUAGCUUUGGCAGUGGCUGCUAUUCCUGAGGGUCUUCCUGCUGUUAUCACAACUUGUUUGGCUUUGGGUACCCGCAGGAUGGCUAAAAAGAAUGCUAUUGUCAGAUCCCUUCCCUCUGUUGAAACCCUUGGUUGCACUUCUGUCAUUUGCUCUGAUAAGACUGGAACACUGACUACAAACCAAAUGUCAGUAUGCAAGAUGUUUAUUUUCAGCCAAGUGGAAGCUAACACCAUUAAGACACAGCAGUUUGACAUCACUGGUUCAACCUAUGCCCCAGAAGGAGAAUUGUUGAUCAACAACAAAGUUGUUAAAUCCAGUGACUUCCCUGGACUUGAGGAGAUUGUUACCAUUUGUUCUAUGUGUAAUGACUCCAGUGUAGAUUAUAAUGAUACCAAAGAUAUCUAUGAGAAAGUUGGUGAAGCCACUGAGACAUCACUGACAGUGCUUGUGGAAAAACUGAACUUCUAUAACACAGACAAAUCAGGCUUGACAAAACGGGAAAAGGGAACAGUUUGCAAUCAUGUCAUUCAGGAUAUGUGGAAGAAAGAGUUCACUUUAGAGUUUUCUCGUGAUCGCAAAUCCAUGUCAGUUUACUGUGUGCCCAACAAACCAGCUAAGACUCCAGGUGGUGCUCGCAUGUUUGCAAAGGGUGCCCCAGAAGGACUUCUAGAUAGAUGCACACAUGUUCGUGUUGGGGCAAACAAAGUCCCUAUGUCCCCUGCUAUUAAAAAUGAGAUUAUGAAACUUACUAAGCUAUAUGGAACAGGUCGGGACACCCUUCGUUGUCUAGCUCUUGCAACUAUUGAUAACCCACCAAGAAGAGAAGACAUGGAUUUGGAAGAUGCAAGAAAAUUCAUCCAAUAUGAGACAAACAUGACGUUUGUAGGUGUAGUUGGCAUGUUGGACCCUCCUCGCGAGGAAGUGAAGUACUCAAUCAAAGCCUGCCGUGAUGCUGGUAUUAGAGUGAUUGUCAUCACUGGUGACAACAAGGCUACUGCAGAAGCUAUUUGUCGUAGAAUUGGUGUUUUCGGCGAGAAUGAGUCAACUGAAGGCAUGUCCUAUACUGGUCGAGAGUUUGAUGACUUAAGUGUUGAAGAUCAAAGAGCAGCUGUUAUGAGAGCUCGCUUGUUUGCUCGUGUGGAACCAGCUCACAAAAGUAAAAUUGUAGAAUUCUUGCAAGGAGAAGGAGAAAUUUCGGCCAUGACAGGUGAUGGUGUGAAUGAUGCUCCAGCCCUGAAAAAGGCAGAAAUUGGUAUUGCCAUGGGUUCAGGAACUGCCGUAGCUAAAAGUGCAGCUGAGAUGGUGUUGGCUGAUGACAACUUUGCCACUAUCGUAUCUGCUGUAGAGGAGGGGCGAGCCAUCUACAAUAACAUGAAACAGUUUAUCAGAUACCUCAUUUCUUCCAAUAUUGGUGAGGUUGUCUGCAUAUUCCUGACUGCUGCUUUGGGUAUUCCUGAAGCCCUUAUUCCUGUUCAACUUUUAUGGGUUAACUUGGUAACAGAUGGUAUGCCUGCCACAGCACUUGGAUUUAAUCCCCCUGAUCUGGACAUCAUGAAGAAACCACCCAGGUCACCAAAGGAGGGUCUAAUUACUGGCUGGCUAUUCUUCAGAUACAUGGCUAUUGGCAUUUAUGUGGGAUGUGCCACUGUUGGAGCUGCAGCUUGGUGGUUUAUGCUGUAUGACAAGGGUCCUAAACUCAAUUAUUAUCAGCUGACCCAUCACAUGCAGUGUCCAGCUGAACCACGGAUGUUCAAGGGUGUUGAUUGCAGUAUUUUCCAGGCACCAGAGCCUAUGACAAUGGCUCUGUCUGUAUUAGUAACCAUUGAGAUGCUCAAUGCCCUCAACAGCUUGAGUGAAAACCAGUCUCUGAUCUUGAUGCCACCCUGGACAAACAAGUGGUUGAUGGGAGCCAUCUGUCUUUCCAUGUGCCUCCAUUUCUUUAUUCUCUAUGUGGAUGUCAUGUCUGUGAUCUUCCAAAUUACUCCUCUGAACCUUGAGGAAUGGGUAGCAGUUAUGAAGAUCUCCAUCCCAGUCAUCAUACUAGAUGAAACUCUGAAAUUUGUUGCCCGCAAGUUUGCUGACGUCAAAUCAUAGCAUGGUGUUUCAAGCUACAAAAAGAUUAUCCUGGAUUCUUUUGAGCAAGGAAAGAGCAACAAGUUGUCUAGCAAGUUUAAAACCAAAUUUUAAAAUGUUAAAAAAAAACUUGAUGUCCAGGUUUGAGAAGACUCCUGGCUUCUCUGUAUUUCAAAUAGAUGGCAAUAUAAAACUAGUUGUCCAGAUGUUAAACAAUUCAAAUUAGAAAAGCAAAUGUGGUCUGCUAGUUGAGCAGUGGAAGCUGUCUCCUUCUUUUGAUGUUUUCCCUCUUACCAUCCGUGCUGUCUGCUGCUGCUGCUGCUGCCCGCUAUCGCUGCUGCGAUGCCAACAACGUUGCGCUGAUGUGCAGUUUGAUGCGGUCUGUGGCACUCCACAUCUUUACCACCAGGCUUGUAGCGUGUAGACUUAUGCAACUCAUUUGUUUUUUUUACUUGAACAUGCAAUCUAAAAGUUUCUUUUGUUUCAAUAGUAAAUUAAAAGACCAGACUUUGUAUCUUGUUCAAUUGUAUUGACUUAGGAAAAAUUUGACAGUAUACAAGUGACCACAAUUACAUUUACUAGAAAAAAAACAACAAAAAAUGUAAGAAUUUUUUUAAAUGUUGGAGCUAAUUGUUACCAAACCAUUGAAGGUGAUUAAUGUCAACAUUUCAAGUGUAUAUCUCUAUUUAUUGACAUCACCAUGAACUUGUACCUCUGUUUUGAUCUCUCAUACAUCCUGUUUAGUCAUCUCCACCAGUCAGGUAUCUCAUUGUAAUAUCAGCAGUCCAAUCCACCAACUCCCAAAAGCUAUUGUUAUGUAAGGUAGAUGAUAUCUAAACUAACCAGUUUCAUUUCAAUAGGACUAUUGAAACAUUUGAAUGGACUGUUUUUGUAAGGGUGACAUUUCCAUGAACUGUUGACAAUGCCAUGUACAGCCUCCCUAUGUUGUUCACCAACUCUUAUGUCAAUGACCAUACAAUUUUCUCACUUUCUCCCAUCUUUUGUUUUUUCCCCGCGUUUUUCCAGUGCCUGUGACCCGAGAUGACACCUACAAGAGAUUCAAGUAAAACAAGAUUGUCCCCAAUUUCUCAACGCUUAUCCCCUUACUCUAGUUAAAGUCUGGGACAAGUCAGAGCUGAAACUUUGUGGCAUCUUGUCUGUAGAGAGGGUCAACAGAUGAUCUUUCAAUGUUCUAUUCAAACAGUUGAUUCUAUUUUUAUACUUGCCUGGGUCAGAUAUUGCUGUAGUUUAAUGCCAGUGAGAAAUGUUUACACAUGUGGUCUAUAAGAUAAGAGUGAAGAAUCCCAGGUGGGUGCUGACCACUUGCUUAUGGUUAUGAUUACAUCCAUGUUUUCCUGUAUGCAAUAACAUUCGUUCAUGUAGAAGAAUUUAUUUGAAUCUUAUUUAAUUGUUUAAGUCAAGAGAAAGUGAUAAAACUACCUGUCAAGGAUAUUGUUUGACCAUAUGAGUUCCUUGAACUGCUCUUAUUGAGUAAGUUAUAAUUGCCAUACAACUAGUAUUACCAUUUGAUUUUGUCAUAUCAUUUUAUAAAAAUUUAUAUGAAGACUUAUUCAGGCCCAAGUCAUUUUUUUUUACUAGAAAAAACCACUUAAUUAAAUAUUGCUAAUUGAACUAGAUUAUUCUAAAGAAAACAUAUCACUCUCCCCCCCCCCCCCCCCCCCCAUUCCCUUUAUUCUUAUGCAAGUAGUUGAAAGCUUGUGCUCAAUUCCUGCACCCCACUGUUGAUUCUUAUGUCAAUUCCAGUAACUCAAAUAUUUAAGAUAGACAGUACUAAAGAGAAUCUAGUGACAUAAUUGGAAGAGCAUCCAAGAUCUUGCUUAAAGAGAUGAGACUUGUAAAUAAAAAUUUCAUGGCUUUUCAUCACAUUUCAUUUAUAUUUUUUCUCCAUUAGCAUUCAUGUGUACUGCCUCCUCUCCAAUUGACAUUUUUCAAAAUCCUCAUAUUUUAUGAAUAUAUUCAAAUCUGGCUAGUUUAGUUCAGAGCAAUUGAUUUUGGUGAUUGAAAGAAGAGAAAAUGUGCACAUUACCUACUAAUUAGCAAAUUCAGAUUGCAUUGCACAAAGCAAUUUGGUUUCUUAAGUAGUGGAAAAGAUCUGACAUGACAUUUCAUUCUUAGAAUGCAUAGCUGUGAAGUUGUUAUGGAGAUGAAAUCAAAUUGCUUUCAUCUAGAAAUGGAGAAUUGACACUGAACACCCUACAUGUUAAAUGUUAUUUCUAUUUAUUACUGUUGUGUUUCUAUUUUUGGAUUGCCAGAUUAGCUGGAAUGUUGGACAUGAUAAUCUUGUCAACUCCCCAUCCCCUCAAGAUGAUUCAUAUUGUUAUAUGUCAGCCAUCCCCUUCCUUUCUACCUAUGGUAAAGAAGAGAGUUAUGUCAUCAAUCUAUUGCAAGAGACCUGUGAGAAACUAUUUAUUUCCUAGUGUGUCCUCCACAACUGCCAGGAUUACCUGCGUGUACAGUCCUUUAAUAGAGCUGUGUUUUAUACUCUAGUGAUUUUUAACAUGUUGUUUCAAGAUUAAAAUCUAGUACAGUU
This is a messenger RNA of Physella acuta, 5833 nucleotides long. RefSeq names its product sarcoplasmic/endoplasmic reticulum calcium ATPase 1. Gene Ontology annotation, cellular component: membrane. The record is from RefSeq and is a predicted model, not a curated record. Gene Ontology annotation, biological process: calcium ion transport. Gene Ontology annotation, molecular function: ATP binding; ATP hydrolysis activity; P-type calcium transporter activity. Lineage: Eukaryota; Metazoa; Mollusca; Gastropoda; Physidae.